CCCCGACCCCGCCGGAUGCUGAUCCCGGGGCUGGGGCUGGGGCCGGUUCUGGGGGUCCGGCAGCGCCUGGAGGAAGUUCCCUUUCCCUUUAAAUGCAAAUCCCGGGCUGUGCGGACGGUGUCCGGCGGGCUCGGGGUGUCCGGCAGGUUUGGGGUGUCCGGCAGGCUCGGGGACACGUGUCCGGCAGGGUCCCCGCAGCCCCCGGGAUGGAGGAGCGGAGGAGGAAGCGCAGCCCCAGGACCUGCCUGGCCCAGCCGGCGCCCCCCGGGGCCCCGCGCCCGCUGCCCCCCAGCAAGAGCACGACCUUCGCGCUGCCGCUGCCCACCUUGCCCUCGCCCCGGCAGCGCGCCCGGCUCCGCAGGACCAGCAAGGAGCGGGCGCGGGCGGGCGCGGGGGGGUCCCGGGGGGCCCCGCUCCAGCACAGCUUCCUCACGGACGUGUCCGACGUGUGCGAGAUGGAGGGGGGGCUGCUCAACCUCCUCAGCGACUUCCACUCGGGAAAACUGCAGGCGUUCGGGAAGGAGUGCUCCUUCGAGCAGCUGGAGCACGUGCGGGAGAUGCAGGAGAAGCUGGCCCGGCUCCACUUCGGGCUGGACGUGUGUGUGGAGGAGCUCCCCGAGGAGCAGAAGAAGGCGGCGGCCGACAGGAACCUGGACCAGCUGCUGGCACAUCUGGAAGAGCUCAGCAGCUCCAUACAGAAGCUGCACCUGGCGGAGACCUCGGACCCCGAGGACGCGGCCGCCUGACCCCGGCCCUGCCCUCUGCCCGCUCCCGGCCCCGUGCCCGGCCCGGCCCCCAAACCGGGCCCCCAGACCGGGACCCCCCAACCUGCCCCGGGGGGACCCGCGGGGGCGGGGCCUGGCGGGGCGGGGCCCGUCGCGGCCCGAUGACGCCAUCGCCCCGCGCCGGGGCGGCGCAGCCAUGGCGGCGCUGGGCCCGCGGGCCGAGGCAGAGGGGCGGCGGCGGCUCCUCCGCGCCCUGACCCGCCUGCAGGCCUGUGCCAGGGGGUUCCUGCUGCGGCGGCGGCUCCGGCGGGCACGGGAGGAUUUCGAGGCGGCCGUGCUGGAGAUCGACGGGGACCUGCGGGAGCUGCGCUGGACGGGGCGGUUCCUGCUGCGGCCCAGCUUCGGCCCCGGCCCCCGUGGGCCCGCCCAGCCCUUGGAGCCCCAGGAGACCAGCACCAAAAACCCUCUGGAGGAGCCUGAACCCCCUGAACCAGAUGGGACCCCCCCAGCCCCCCUGCAGGGCAGGACAGCCCCGACCCCCACGGGCCCAGAGGACACCCUGAGCCCCCCAAAUGUGGGGGUUGAGGGUGACAAAGGCACGGAAAAGGAGAGCGAGGAGUGGGACAACGACAGCGGCGAGACCUCGGUGUGGGACAGCUCUGACCUGGGCACAGAGACCCUCGGAGCCCACCCGGAAAUCCCUCUGGGGGACCUUCCCCAGACCCGCUCCGGGCUCCAGGCCUACAGGACCCACCUGCUCAUGGAGCUCAUGUGGCUGCAACAGGCCAUUGCCAGCAGGAAAAACUUCUUGAUGCUGAAGCAGAAGCUGGGGAUUCCUGACUCCUUGGGAGGCAUUCCCAACCCCCUGGAUGGGUGUGGGGAAGCCGUGGAGCUGCAGCACCACGGGUGACCUCAGGGGAGCUCCAGCUCCAUGGGUUGAUGGUUUUAACUUCAGCAGAAUGUGGCAAGAAAGCCUCUUAGUUCUUGUAGAUGUGGAUGUUUGGUCAGAGCAGGAUUAAACACUGUGGAGCCAGGGAGGUUGUGGUGUGUGCUGGAGGAAUUCCCAGUGAGGAUCCUUCCACAAGGACCCCAUUCCUGUUGGCUGAGCUGGGUGAUCCAGGGGGGGAAAAUGGAGGAUGGGAAGAUUUUUCACUUACAGAAGGUGCUUUUGGACUGAAAUGCCUGAAGGCAGCAGGUGCUGGGACCUGCAGGAACAGCCUGUUCCUCUCUGAACUGUGGGGGAAUCUGAGCUGUGUGUUUGGGAGGGCUCUGCACUUCACACCUCUGCAAUAUCCAGGAUCUCCAAGUGCCCGCGGUGGAUUUUGGGAACACUGGACCAGUGCCUCAGGGAGGUUGGGAAGUGCUCUAUCUGUUCCUGUAGCUCAGGAACAUUCCAGGUCCCUGGAAAAGGGACUUUCCACGUGGUGCUGUGGUUCCCCCCCGUGAUUCCCCCUCUGCAUUCCUGCUGCCUGAACAACCUCUGUUGCCAGGUGGCAGAUGGAUCCCUCUGUUCCAGAAUAGAUCCCCACUUGUUUGUGAAUAAAAAGCUUUCCUAAUGCUC
Pseudopipra pipra is the source of this 2286-nucleotide messenger RNA. RefSeq names its product coiled-coil domain-containing protein 28B-like. The record is from RefSeq and is a predicted model, not a curated record. The coding region runs from base 16 to 1635 and encodes 539 amino acids. Gene Ontology annotation, molecular function: protein binding. Gene Ontology annotation, cellular component: centrosome. The transcript has 10 exons. Lineage: Eukaryota; Metazoa; Chordata; Aves; Passeriformes; Pipridae.